Molecule: messenger RNA, 1951 nt
Organism: Xiphophorus hellerii (green swordtail)
Lineage: Eukaryota; Metazoa; Chordata; Actinopteri; Cyprinodontiformes; Poeciliidae
Gene: pttg1
Product: PTTG1 regulator of sister chromatid separation, securin
Exons: 6
Coding region: 1358-1897 (179 amino acids)
Biological process (GO): chromosome organization; homologous chromosome segregation
Cellular component (GO): nucleus; cytoplasm
Source: RefSeq, a predicted model, not a curated record
GAUAACUUUUCGUUGUUCUUAUUACUUUCUGCAUAGUGUUCUUUUGAAUUGCUUCAAGCUUGUAACCUGUCCAUUUAGUUAUCAGUAACGUGAGCUAACAGAAGCUAACGGUCAUCUUGGUGUUGGUCAGCGGUUAAAUCAACGGACACUUUAACUGAAAUAUUUAAACUGAAACUACUCUAAGUGUGAUGCACCUAAUCGAUGUAAACGUGUAUUUGGGUAAACAAUGCGGCGCUUCUCAACUCUUGCACUUUCAGCAGGUAAUUCUAUAUUCAUGUGUAUCAUGGUAACUUAUAACUCAUUUACUUUAUCAGAAAACUUUAAAUACAAUAACUACUCUUAAAAAACACUGAUGAAGCUGUAUUCAAGCAUACUAAUGGAAAAUUCAGUGGGAGGAAAACCUGUGGAAAAACUACACUGCCAAAAGUACCAAUACUUGGUGGAAGGAUCUAGGUAACACUUUUUGACUGGCCAGAAACUUUAUGUAUCAUCAGUCUUCAAUAGCUACUAUUCUGCGACUUUUGGAAACAUCCCUUUUUCUACACACCUAAUGACUGGCUGUUUACCAGGCUAUUGCAGAGCUGAGUGACUGCUGAUGAGGGAAUUUGAUUCAGGUGUGUUGAAGAAGAGAUGACUCUACAAGUAAAAGGUUAAUUUGUUGUUUAAGGUAAUUUAUUUUUUUAAGUCUGAGUUCUGAAUGUUUUAAAGUGUCAAAGAUUUGCAGUCAAGUAGCUUGGUUUAAGAGAAUUGUCCUAUUAUCUGGACUUAAAAAAAGACAUUAAAUGGGUGUUUCAAUUUGUAACUGGUAAUAAGUUUCCACUAAAUGGUAGAACUAUUAUCAUAUUAAAUUUCAUGGCUUCAAGUGCUGGAAUAUGUUUAGUUGCUUGUGAACCAUAAUGGAUGAAACUUCAAUCAACUUUUUUUAUUUUUUUUAAAGGCACUCAUCAAAAGAUGAUGACUGGUGUCUAUAAUUUUAAAGUAAUUUGAACUGCCUUGCUGCUGAAAUGUGCUAUACAAAUAAACUUGACUAUCUGGACUAAUGCUUCAAUUUUGUUUUGUAGAAUUAAACUGAUUAAAUGUUUGGCCCUAGGAUGUUUUCAUUGGGGUAAAAAUUGUUUUCAAGAGCCCUAUUGCAUUUUUUAUUUUUUUUCUAAAUAAACGUUACUAUCUAGGGGCUGAGGGUAGCUGCCUUUUUCUGUGACUUUGAGCUCAGCUUUAUACCUUGCUACAUUAACUGGGAGCUGUUCUUGCAGGCAGAGUGUGUUGGCUGACAGUCCUUGACCUUUUUAAUAUUAAAAAUAAUCUAGGGUGUCUGUAGUUUUCUGCAGAAACUAAUGCAUAACUGUUUCCAGAUACAAUGGCAAGCAUAAUCUUUGCAGAGCAGGAAAAUGCACAACUUCAUGGAUCUUCACAGAAUUUGCGCCGGCGACUUAAAUCUGUUCCAGAGAAACUAAAGUCUCCUAUGAUGGCCAAAACGAUGGCCACACCGCUCUCAUCUGGCCGCAAGGCUUUUGGUGUGGUGGGCAACAGGAUUUCAACACCAGCCGUCAAAACGCAGGAGAAGAAACUCGUAAAACCACAGGAAACAAAAGCGACUCCGACUCCUCAGACCAAAGUGGAGGAAUAUCCAGAAGUUGAGCAGUUUAUCCCUUAUGACCCAUUAGACUUUCAGAGGUACAGUGUACCUGAAGAUCUGAUUCCUCUUAGCUGCAUGGCUCUGUCUGGGUUGGCUUGCUUUCCACACAGACGUCCUGAUCUGGAUGAGGAAAAGAUGGAAGAGCUCCCAUACCUUUCCCCUGUGGAAAUGCCAGAGUGUCCAGCCGACUACACGGAGCUGACCGAGUUUCUUCAAACUAUUGAUGAGCUUACUGAACUUCCUUCAGAACCUGAGUUUUGACGCAUUUAUUAAUGCUCUGUAUUUUUGUCUCUAAUAAAGUUGUUUUACCACGUU